AUGGGUCAGGAGUCCGGUUCAGACUAUCAACCAUCGUCGCCUCUAUCUGAACCUUCUACUGAAGAAGGUCGUGGGAUGUCUAGAAGAUCUCGGCCUACCGGACGUGCGCCAUCGGAUGCACGACACCGUUCCGGGUCACCAGGCUCAUCGGGUUUUGAUACAAACCAAGCAGGACGAAAACGUCGCAUCAGUCAAGUCAUAUCCUCCCCGUCUACUGGACAAGAUGCUAGAGACGACCGAAGUGACCAGUCACAACGCCACGAUGCGCAAUAUUGCACUCAGCGGUGUUUACUCGGGUUAAAGACUGGCGGUACUCUGGACGACUAUUGCCCAAACGUGUCACUCCAUCGACAACGUCAAUAUGAUCCCAAACACCCUAUCAAUGCGGAGGAUCUGGUUCGUUUAUUGAAAAUCCAACUAGGCGAGGACCUUGACAGGAACUGCACGCCUUUUGGAACGUGCGGGUCAUACGAUGCGCCAUUCAAACUUACAUGUGCCGCCUAUGGUUAUACGGUUGUUGGCAAGGGAACAACUUUGAGACUUUGGAAGGCAGUCUCCCGCGAAGCUCAGGUUUACCAGAUGUUUCGGAAAGCCCAAGGGUCCGCAGUACCUGUUUUCCUCGGUAAAAUCGAUUUGGAAUUAAUGCACUUCCAUGACGCGGGAGACAUUUCUCAUAUGCUAGUUAUGGGCUGGGGAGGUGAGCACAUAGUGAAUAUGAAACUGACCUCGUCGCUUCGCCGGGAGAUGAAGCGGUCCAAAAAGGAAAUUCUCGAACUAAGAGUUAUUCACGAGGAUCUUCGGCGUGCGAAUAUCCUUGGAACCAUGAGCUCCAACGAGCAUUGA
This is a messenger RNA of Penicillium egyptiacum, 843 nucleotides long. NCBI's taxonomy places the organism in Eukaryota, Fungi, Ascomycota, Eurotiomycetes, Eurotiales, Aspergillaceae. The record is from the annotation of a GenBank genome assembly.